CGAGAGACGAUCGCUAUCUCGCUUGUUCUUCCUCACCAACCCCCUCUUUCGAGCAACCCUUUCCCCCAUCAACCUCCUUGUCCCCCUCUCUCUUCCGUCUCAAGCAAAGCCUCUCCCACCAUGGUCAUCACACACUUUCCUGAAAAGGUUGAAAAGUGGCCGGUCGACGUGCAGGCGCUGCCCGUGCCCGGAACUGAGCGGCCAGGGUACACGCCCAUCUGGCGCAACGCAACGAGGCCCGACCUGACGACACAAGAGACGACGUACGAUGUCUUUUCCGUCGGCCGCCAAAAGUCGCCCAACCUUCCGUGUCUGGGCCACCGACCUUGGGACAGCAACACGGGCGACUUUGCCAAGCACUUUGAGUGGCUCACCUACGCCCAGGUCGAGGAGCUCCGCACAGCUGUGGGCAGUGGUCUCACAAAGCUGCUUCAGGAGGGCAAGCUGGGCGAGGGAGUCGGUCAUACUCACUGGAUGACGGCCAUCUGGCUGCAGAACAGGCCCGAGUUCCAGAUCAUCGACCAGGCCUCGGUCGCCUACUCGCGCCAGGUCGUGUCGCUGUACGACAGCUACGACGACGCCUCGGCCCACUACGUGCUCAACCACUCCGAGUCGAGGGUGUGCUUCACCACGUCUUCGCAUCUCGCAAGUCUGCUCAACGGUGCCGCCGAGCUGCCAAAGCUCAAGACGAUCGUUCUCGUCGACUCGCGCAGCUUCAGCCCGCGCAGACCUGGUGAGCUCGAGGGAAGCCAGGUGGCUGAGCAGUGGGCCGCAUCCAAGGGCAUCACUCUUGUCUCUUGGAACGACCUCAUCGAGCUUGGCCGUAAGAACCUCGUCGGCCACACCCCUCCCACGGACAACAAGGAGACCGCCGCACUCUGCUAUACCAGUGGCACCACGGGUCACCCCAAGGCAGCCAUCAUCACCCAUGCCCAGUUGGCUUACUCUGGAGGCCUCUUCCUCAAUUACUUUGACGAGUACCCGCCAGAGAUGAUGCUCUCCUACUUGCCACUGGCCCACAUUUACGAGCGUAUCCUUGAGGCUGCCAUGCUCCGCAUGGGUGGCUCCAUCGGUUUCUUUUCGGGAGACGUCACCCGUCUGGUCGAGGAUGCCGGCAUCCUCAAGCCCACCUUCUUCCCCGGUGUCCCCCGUGUCUUCAACCGCAUCGCCGGUCUCAUCUCUGCACAGGCUGAUGGACCAGGUCUCAAGGGCAAGCUGCUGCGCACGGCCAUCAACGCCAAGCUGGCCAACCACGACAAGGACGCGACAUUGACGCACGCCUUCUACGACCGCCUCGUCUUCCGCAAGGUCCGCGACGUCCUGGGCGGACGGGUCAAGCUCAUGCUCACGGGCAGCGCUCCCAUCCGACCCGAUGUCAUCAAGCUGCUCCGCGUGUGCUUCAGCUGCGAGGUUCGUGAGGGAUACGGCCAGACGGAGAACUCCGGCAUCUGCGUCCUCAUGAACCCGGGCGACAAGGUCGUCGGCAACUGCGGCCCCCCUCUUAGCGGCAUCGAGAUCAAGCUUCGUGAUUGCCCCGAGCUCGGCUACACGGCGCAGGACAAGCCCUUCCCCCGCGGAGAGCUCCUGUCGCGUGGCCAGACAGUCUUCCCUGGCUACCUGAAGGACGAGGCAAAGACCAAGGAGACGAUUGACGAGGAAGGAUGGCUUCACAGCGGUGACGUGGCCUCAAUCGACGAGGCUGGCCGGGUGAGCAUCAUCGACCGUGUCAAGAAUCUCGUCAAGACGUCGCAGGGCGAGUACAUUGCCAUUGAAAACGUCGAGCAGAAGUUCGCCGCCCACAAGCUCCUUGCUCAGUUCUGGCUCUACGCCGACUCGAGGGAGUCGCACACCGUCGCCAUCGCCGUGCCGGAGCCAGACCCAUUCGCGCCAUGGGUGUCGGCGAUUGUGGGCAGACAAAUCGCGCCAACGGACCUGGAGGGGCUCGAGAAGGCGUGCCAAGAACCCAAGGUUGCCAAGUCUUUCCUGGACGAGCUGGCAAAAAUUGGGCGCCAGCACAAGCUCCGUGGCUUUGAGAUUCCAAAGGCGCUCAAGCUGCGAAUGGAUCCUUUCAGCAUCGAAAACGGCCUCCUGACGCCCACGUUCAAGGUCAAGCGGCAAGACGCAGCCAAGCUCUUGAAAAAGGACCUUGAUGACCUCUACGCCCAGAGCAAUGGCGCCUCAGCCAAGCUUUGAGUUAGUGAAAGUUCAAUAUACGUAUGGCGUAGAUCGUCCUCUUCAAU
Molecule: messenger RNA, 2240 nt
Organism: Acaromyces ingoldii
Lineage: Eukaryota; Fungi; Basidiomycota; Exobasidiomycetes; Exobasidiales; Cryptobasidiaceae
Product: acetyl-CoA synthetase-like protein
Exons: 2
Coding region: 121-2193 (690 amino acids)
Biological process (GO): long-chain fatty acid metabolic process
Cellular component (GO): endoplasmic reticulum; membrane
Molecular function (GO): long-chain fatty acid-CoA ligase activity
Source: RefSeq, a predicted model, not a curated record